AGACUACACCUAUACGAAACAGGGUUUAUGCAUGGGCCACAUUUCCAGUAGAAAAUGCAGGAUUUGACAAUUUCAGUCUUUCUUGGGUUUCCCGCCCGCCGCAGUCUUGGACCAUAUAAUCAUGGUGGAUAUGAUGGAGUUGCCCAGGGCGCGCAUCAACGCCAGCAUGCUAAUUCAGUUCAUUGACAAGCCUGUCUGCUUCGUAGGGAAGGUGGAAAAGAUUCAUCCCUCCGGAAAAAUGUUUAUUCUUUCAGAUGGAGAAGGAAAAAAUGGAACCAUCGAGUUGAUGGAACCUCUUGAUGAAGAAAUAUCUGGAAUUAUGGAAGUGAUUGGGAAAGUAACCGCUAAGGCGACCAUCAUGUGUUCAUCUUAUGUCCAGUUUAAAGAAGAUAACCAUCCUUUUGAUCUUGGACUUUACAAUGAAGCUGUGAAAAUUAUCCAUGAGUUCCCUCAGUUUUAUCCUUUAGGGAUUGUGCAACAUGACUGAUCCUGAUGGAUUUUCAUAUUAUUGCAAAUGAGCUAUAUUAAAGACUAUUAAAGGAGGAAAAAAAAA
Messenger RNA from Sapajus apella (tufted capuchin), 553 nucleotides. RefSeq names its product replication protein A 14 kDa subunit. Gene Ontology annotation, molecular function: damaged DNA binding; single-stranded DNA binding. The record is from RefSeq and is a predicted model, not a curated record. Gene Ontology annotation, biological process: base-excision repair; mismatch repair; double-strand break repair via homologous recombination. The transcript has a single exon. Gene Ontology annotation, cellular component: DNA replication factor A complex; nucleus; site of double-strand break. Bases 122 to 487 code for a protein of 121 amino acids. Lineage: Eukaryota; Metazoa; Chordata; Mammalia; Primates; Cebidae.